Messenger RNA from Strigops habroptila (Kakapo), 8958 nucleotides. It is a transcript of the gene ATP2B4, whose product is annotated as ATPase plasma membrane Ca2+ transporting 4. Gene Ontology annotation, cellular component: intracellular membrane-bounded organelle; membrane. The transcript is spliced from 22 exons. Gene Ontology annotation, biological process: calcium ion transmembrane transport; regulation of cytosolic calcium ion concentration. Lineage: Eukaryota; Metazoa; Chordata; Aves; Psittaciformes; Psittacidae. Bases 420 to 3959 code for a protein of 1179 amino acids. Gene Ontology annotation, molecular function: PDZ domain binding; P-type calcium transporter activity; ATP binding. The record is from RefSeq and is a predicted model, not a curated record.
GAGCCCUUCUCGGCUCGGCUCCGCACGGCUCGGCACGGGUUGCCAUGACAAGCAUUUUCUCCCGCUAGCUCCGGGUCCGUUCCCUUUAUAUCCCCCCCCCCCUUCCUCUUUUCCUCCUUCCCAUGGCCAGCCGAGGGGGCUCCGUGGCCAACCGGGCGCUGCAGGGACCGAGCUCCAGUUGCUGUGGUAUCCAGGGAGCCCUCCUCCUUCUGCAGGAGAUGCACGCUGGUCGUUGCUAAGGUCGCCUCCGCGGUAACAUGCACAUCCUGUUUACACCUUUAUCCGGAGAAGUUGGGCUCGGAUAGAGGCACCCGCUUCACCCGGGCAGCCCCCAGGGAAGGGGCCAUCCCGAGCAUCCCCCCAACAGAGCCUCGAAGGAAGGUGCUGCAGGAGCCACCAGCCGCCGCCGCGCCGGCAAGAUGACGAACAACGUGGCCGACCACCACCCCGGGAACUCGGUUGCUGAAGGCAACCAUGAGGGGGACUUUGGUUGCUCCGUGGUGGAGCUCAGGAACCUCAUGGAGCUGAGGAGCGCCGAGGCGGUCGCCCGGCUCAAUGACUCCUAUGGCAGUGUGCAGAAUGUCUGCAAGAGGUUGAAGACGUCGCCAGUGGAAGGCCUGUCUGGGAACCCGACCGACCUGGAGAAGAGGCGGCAGGUCUUCGGGCAGAACUUCAUUCCUCCCAAAAAGGCCAAGACGUUCCUGCAGUUAGUGUGGGAAGCGCUCCAGGAUGUCACGCUCAUCAUCUUGGAAAUCGCAGCCAUAGUCUCCUUGGGCCUGUCCUUCUACCACCCGCCGGGUGGUGACAAUGAACUGUGCGGCCAGUCUACGGGUGGUGUGGAGGACGAGGGCGAGUCGCAGGCCGGCUGGAUCGAGGGGGCAGCGAUCUUGUUCUCGGUGAUCAUCGUGGUGCUGGUGACGGCUUUCAAUGACUGGAGCAAGGAGAAGCAGUUCCGGGGCCUCCAGAGCCGCAUCGAGCAGGAGCAGAAGUUCACGGUCAUUCGCAAGGGGCAGGUCAUUCAGAUCCCAGUGGCAGAGAUCGUGGUGGGAGACAUCGCGCAGAUCAAGUACGGUGAUCUCUUGCCAGCAGAUGGGAUCCUGAUCCAGGGCAAUGACCUGAAAAUAGAUGAGAGCUCCCUGACGGGGGAGUCAGACCAAGUCAAGAAAUCCCUGGAAAAAGACCCCAUGCUGCUCUCAGGUACCCAUGUGAUGGAGGGCUCUGGCAGGAUGGUGGUGACUGCUGUGGGUGUCAACUCCCAGACAGGAAUCAUCUUCACCCUUCUGGGUGCAGGAGAAGGAGAUGAGGAGAAGAAGGUGAAGAAAGGUAAAAAAACCGGAGCCCCCGAAAAUCGCAACAAAGCUAAAACUCAGGAUGGUGUGGCCUUAGAGAUCCAGCCCCUGAAGAGCCAGGAAGGGGUGGAAAAUGAGGAGAAGGAGAAGAAGAAGGUGAAGGUGCCUAAGAAGGAGAAGUCUGUGCUGCAAGGGAAGCUCACACGCCUGGCAGUCCAGAUCGGGAAGGCGGGGCUCAUCAUGUCAGCCAUCACGGUCAUCAUCUUGGUGCUGUACUUUGUGAUCGACACGUUUGGGGUGCAGCGGCGGCCCUGGCUGGCAGAAUGCACCCCCAUUUACAUCCAGUACUUCGUCAAGUUCUUCAUCAUCGGUGUCACCGUGUUGGUGGUGGCUGUGCCCGAAGGGCUCCCGCUGGCAGUCACCAUCUCCCUGGCCUACUCUGUGAAGAAAAUGAUGAAGGACAACAACCUGGUGAGACACUUGGAUGCGUGUGAGACCAUGGGCAAUGCCACUGCAAUCUGCUCGGACAAGACGGGCACGCUCACCAUGAACCGCAUGACGGUGGUGCAGGCCUAUGUGGGGGACACCCACUAUCGCCAGAUCCCCGACCCCGAAGCCAUCCUGCCCAAAAUCCUGGACCUCAUUGUGAACGGUGUCGCCAUCAACUCAGCCUACACAUCCAAGAUCCUGCCACCCGAGAAGGAAGGGGGGCUACCCCGGCAAGUGGGGAACAAGACCGAGUGUGCCCUGCUGGGUUUCGUGCUGGACCUGAAGCAGGAUUACCAGGCUGUGCGGAACGAGGUGCCAGAGGAGAAGCUCUACAAGGUCUACACCUUCAACUCGGUGCGCAAGUCCAUGAGCACAGUCCUGAAGAACGGCAACGGCGGCUUCCGCAUGUACAGCAAAGGAGCCUCCGAGAUCAUCCUCCGCAAGUGCACCAAGAUCCUGGACAAGAACGGUGACCCCCGGGUGUUCAAGGUGAAGGACCGGGAUGAGAUGGUGAAGAAGGUGAUAGAGCCCAUGGCCUGCCACGGGCUGCGCACCAUCUGCCUGGCGUUCCGGGACUUCCCUGCCGACGCCGAGCCCGACUGGGACAGCGAGAACGAGAUCCUGUCCGACCUCACCUGCAUUGCUGUGGUGGGGAUAGAGGACCCUGUGCGGCCAGAGGUACCAGAUGCCAUCCUGAAGUGCCAGCGUGCUGGCAUCACUGUCCGGAUGGUGACUGGGGACAACAUCAACACCGCCCGUGCCAUCGCCACCAAGUGUGGCAUCCUGCUGCCAGGGGAGGACUUCUUGUGCCUGGAGGGGAAGGAGUUCAACCGGCUCAUCCGCAACGAGAAGGGAGAGGUGGAACAGGAGCAGUUGGACAAGAUCUGGCCCAAGCUGCGUGUGCUGGCCCGCUCCUCCCCAACAGAUAAGCACACGCUGGUGAAAGGAAUCAUCGACAGCACCAUUGGUGACCAGAGGCAGGUGGUGGCUGUGACCGGGGACGGGACCAACGAUGGCCCAGCUCUGAAGAAAGCUGAUGUUGGCUUUGCCAUGGGCAUCGCAGGCACAGACGUGGCGAAGGAGGCUUCGGACAUCAUCCUGACGGAUGACAACUUCACCAGCAUCGUCAAGGCGGUGAUGUGGGGACGCAACGUCUACGACAGCAUCUCCAAGUUCUUGCAGUUCCAGCUGACUGUCAACGUGGUGGCCGUCAUCGUGGCCUUCACGGGGGCCUGCAUCACGCAGGACUCACCCCUGAAGGCUGUCCAGAUGCUGUGGGUGAACCUGAUCAUGGACACCUUCGCCUCCUUAGCCCUGGCCACGGAACCCCCAUCCGAGGCCCUGCUGCUGCGCAAGCCCUACGGCCGCAACAAGCCGCUCAUCUCCCGCACCAUGAUGAAGAACAUCCUGGGGCACGCCGUGUACCAGCUGACCAUCAUUUUCACACUGCUUUUUGCAGGGGAGAGGUUUUUUGACAUCGACAGCGGCCGCAAUGCCCCGCUGCACUCGCCGCCCACCGAGCACUACACCAUCGUCUUCAACACCUUUGUCAUGAUGCAGUUGUUCAACGAGAUCAACGCCCGCAAGAUCCACGGCGAGAGGAACGUCUUUGAGUCCAUCUACCGCAACCCCAUCUUCUGCUCUGUGGUGCUGGGCACGUUUGCGGCUCAGAUCAUCAUUGUGGAGUUUGGGGGGAAGCCGUUCAGCUGCUCCGGCCUCACCCUCAGCCAGUGGUUCUGGUGUAUUUUUAUCGGAGUGGGAGAGCUCCUCUGGGGCCAGCUGAUCUGCACUGUCCCAACCAGCCACCUGAAGUUCCUGAAGGAAGCUGGCCAUGGCAUCACCAAGGAGGAGAUCCCAGAGGAGGAGCUGCCUGAAGACGUGGACGAGAUCGACCAUGCUGAAAUGGAGCUGCGGCGCGGGCAGAUCCUGUGGUUCAGGGGUCUCAACAGGAUACAGACACAGAUGGACGUAGUUUACACAUUCCAGACCGGCGCCUCCUCUUUGCAGGGAGCCCUCAGGAGACAGCCUUCCAUCGUGAGCCAGCACCACGAUGUAAAAAAUGUUUCUAGCCCAACCCAUGUAGCUCUUUCCUCCGUCAAUUCCACUCCCACCACUUCUGCUGUUGCUGCUGCUGCUGCAUCUCCUCCUGCGGGCAAUCAAAGUGGUGAAUGCGUUCCGUAGCUCCUUGUACGAAGGCCUCGAGAAACCCGAAUCCAGAAGCUCCAUCCAUAACUUCAUGACUCACCCAGAGUUCAUCCUGGAGGAAGACGAGCCUCGAACACCAUUCCUUGACGGCGCUGAAGACGACCCCGAGACUGACGGACUCAAAAAGCGAGGUGGGGGUAUCCUGGGUGGAUCUACACCCCUCAACAGAAAUAACAAUGCAGUGGACAGCGAUCAAGCUGAGGUCACCGUCCCGGAGCCCGAAAGCCCCUUACACAGCUUGGAGACAUCAGUUUGACCUUAAAACUUUGAAACCCCCCCCUUCUCCUCCUCCACCUUCGCCCCUCGCCCUGUGUGACACCGGCACCAGUAACUGAUCACACACUGCGGUCACUUCGUGUCAAACUGCUCAUACGUAUAUCAUUUUGGUGUUUCAUUUUGGGGUUUUUUUUUUUGUUUUGAUUUGGGUUUUUUGUUUCUUUUUUUUACCAUUGUUUAGCAGUGGGAACCAGAGUACCACGAUGCUGGGUGUUGGGAGAGAGCCUAAGCCAAAACUGUGCAUCUCCAUCCCUCGUUUUCAGUGGUACUCGCCCAAGUGAAGCAGCCAGGUUAUUUCCUCUCCGAGAGUUGGGCUCCAUGUGUCUGUUUGGGGGGGGGGGGGUUUCACUUUGCGAAAUGCAUGUUCAAAGGAAGUUCAAGUUGUUGUAGUCUUACACGCACGUGCUCAGCCUCAGGGCUGGGGCCAUUCGUGACUUUCAUUUUUAUUUCUUCUUUUUCUCUUUUUGUUGUUUUCUUUUGUUCUCCUCCACUUGUGGUUUUUAGGGUUUUCUUCUAAUGUUGGGGUUUGUUCUUUGCUUGUGGGAUUUGCCCCCAGUAACUCCACAGUGGGAAGUGGGGGAGAAAUUAAAAAUAAAUGGAAAAAAAACCCAGCCAGGGGAAGGUGUUUACUCACAGGUUUGACAGAUACAGGGAUGUACACACCAGUCUUCCACCUUGAAAAUGGUACCUAACCUUUGCAGUUCCUCCUCCGUGUGUGUGCGCACACGCUUCUCUCUCUCUCUGUUUCCAAAGCAGUCAUUGGUAGAUAAGGAACGAAGGUGACUUGGCUGUAACCUUGCUGGAGGUAAAAGCUGGUUUCUCUACAAAGCAAGGUGGAGGUGAACUGGCAGUGGAAGGGUGGUGAAGAAAAAACCCAUGGUUGUGAGAAACAGGGCUCCUUCCUGGGGAGUCUUAAGAGAUUCAUCUCUUCUGCUUUUGAAGAGCUGUGAAGGGGAAAGCCUCGCAAAGGUCUAACAGUUCCUGCUACCACGAGCAGAGGGAUUUCUGCCCCUUCUGGCGUGUCUGUACUGUUGGGUUAAAUAAUCCUUUUGCCUUGGAGUACAAGCUCUGGUUAACUGCUGAGGAAGCCCAGAGGAUGCUCCAGCCAUGGCCACCAGCUCUGCGCAUCGCUGCCCGAGCGUUAGCAGGCUGAACGGAGAACAAGCAUCAGGUUAUUGACCCUCCAGUGGGUCAACCUCUCGAUCGUGGAAGGGGUAAGUCAGGUUGACUCUUUAGCCAGUGGAAGGGGAGAAGGCUCUAGCACCCUUGGCAGGACCCUUGAUUUCCAUAGCACUCCUGUGGCUGAUUUGCCAGGGGAGGCAACUCCUGGCAGAGGUGGCAGGUUGGUUGGUUGGCUGCAGGUCUUCCAGCGGAGGUGCUGCAUGGAGGCUUUGCCUUGCUUGCUACUCUCUUGAAGGUCAUCUCUUCACCCUGCAUCCUGCCUCACCUCCGUCUCUUGUCACCAUUUGGAAGGAGUCCUGUCUUAGUGGACCAGAGGCCCCCAGUGUCCUCUGAACUUCACCCUCUUGUGAAGCCAUGGGACUGAGCAGGAGGCAGGAGCUUGCUUUGCUUGGGCUUAGUUUCUUCCCCUUGGGCUCUUGCUGGUGCACCCCUGGUUACUGGCCCCAGGCAGGCAGGCCUGGGGGAAGCUCUGCUGCCUUCACUCCUUCAUCCCGCUUGGCUUGGUUGGAAGCAGAGAGAACCUGGUUGUAACUGGCUGUAGAACAUCAUUGUCUUUGCCCAGCCCCCAUCCCUGGAAGCAGAGAGGUUUGAGCGAGAGGGUGGGCUGGCUGGUUUCUUCUUUCCUUUCCUUUCUGAACGCACAGCAGAAUCUCCCGUGCCUUCUCCAAGCACUGCCUGCAGCACCGCCUGCCACGCGAGGGCCCAGUACUUUGCCAAGAAAUAAGUGUUCCUUACCCACCACCACAAACCAAGUGUCUUUGUUUUGUUUCCAGCCCAGCACCGACUCGUCCCUUCCUUGGGGUGGGAGGAGGGAAGGACGAGCUCACCCCAUUGCUGCCCUGAGGAAAGGUCCUUCUCCCAGGUCUCCUGGCAAAGGGGGUGAAGGCUGGGCUCUACACUGCCAACAGCAAGAAGAAAUUGCCACCACUGCCCAUCUCAAUUGCAAAUUCAGUGUCAAGCCCCCUGCCUGGGCAGGCAAACCCACCGCUGCCCUCCCCGUUCCUUCCACACACGAGCUGAGACCUACCCUGGGCAGGGCAGGGGGGGUAACCCACAAGUGGCGCCAGGAGAGCCAAAAGGGGUGGUUGUGGGGUUUGGGGCUGUGCUAAAGGUGACAUUGCUUCAACGCUCACUUUUUCUAUUUUAAAUAUUUGAGAAAAAAGAAAAAAAAAAAAGGUGAAAAUACGGUGUUCUUACACAUGAAAUAUUUAUUAAAUACUUUUUGGGAGGGAGGGGGAAUGCACCGAUUUUUUUUCUUUUAAUUUUUUUUUUUUUUUUUUAAUACCUCAGACCUGUUGAAAAGACCUAAACCAACAACAAAAAGCCAACUUUGGAGGCUCUCAAAGUCACUCCCAGAAAUCUGUGACUGGCAGGUUGCCACAAGGGUCUGGUUGUUCCUUAGUUGAUCUAUUUUUGUUGUUCUAGUUUCCACAUUGAGGGGGGCGGGGGGGAAAGAAGAAUUCUAUAUAAAUAUUAUGCAAAAAAAACCAAAAAAAAACCAAAAAAAAGAUUAAAAAAAAAGAUAUAGUUUUCUUUAGCUCAGAAACGGAUAUUUUUACGUCAGCCAUAUGUAUUUUGUUUAAAAGACAAAAAACUAACUAAGCCUUGAGUCGCGUGGCUGUGUGACAGCAGUUCACAGGCAGAUGCCAGUCAGCUUCCUUAUCUCCGAGCAGCCAUCUUUAUACUAGAUGUUAGUUGGAUGACACAAAUGGGGUUUUUUUUAUAUAUAUAUAUAUAUAAAUUAUGUUGGUAUGGCUGGUUGCUUAAAGUAUAAAUGUUUAUUGUGCAUACAUCCUUCUUUUUUUUUUCCCUGUAAAGUAUGUUUUCUAUUUAGUUUCUGUGAUAUACUGGCAGCAGGUUGGGUUAAGUUAUUGAGGACGUUACAAAAGAGUUGGGGGAGAUUGGUGCUCUACGUUGAAAGGCAUGGUCAAGCAGCACGAACUUCUGGGGACUCUCUGCAACAUGCCUUGAAAAAGGGGGAAAAAAUAUAUAUAUAUUAUUAUUUUCUGCUUUGUUUGAACUGCCACGAGUGUGCACGGGGGAGAGUGCCAUGCCCGACAGGAACCGAAGUCAUACCCUGUGCUCCGUGUUAACUUGCCUUGGAAUGCUUUGUUAUUAAAACACUCUGAACAUAAUUUUGCAUCCAGUUCUUACUAACAGUAGGGUCGCUGGUGGUGGUGGUGGUUUUCUGUGAAAUAAAUUGGCAGAUUGGUACCAAAGACAUUAUUACACCACGUCCUGUGUGCGUUGCUGAACAGGCAUUUUUAGGCGUUUGCAUUCUGUGAUGAGGUUUCCUUUGAUUUGCACAGGGGUUAUUCUUAAUUUUCAAAGGUUUUGUGCAAUAAGCUUUGAGGAAAAUUUUGAAACAAUCUCAAGAAGGAAAAAAACUAAACCAACUUUUAGCAUGGGCAGCCUUUGGCUUUCCCCAGUCGAGGAGUAGCCAUCCUGUAGUGCUCAGCCCCUUUAGAAAUGCUUCUCGGGGGCGACACAAUGUUGGGGCGAAUGGAAAAGCCCCAUCCCAGCUCCAGGGAUGCUGUUGCCCUCCAUGAACUGCAGGGACCAAGCACCUCAAAGAAGAGUCCCUGCAAGCUUUUGUACCUCUUGGGGAAGGGCAGAUGUACCUGUCUGACAUUGCUUCUCGCUGCUUGGUUCAGCUCCUUCAAGUUUAUCAACUCAUGGAGCACGCAACCCAUAAACCAUCCUCCUGCACCCCAGCUCUCCCCAGUGGGGCACGGUGACGUGGGGGGACGGCUCUCCUAGCUGCAGGGCAAUGCCUGGCUGUUCUUCUCCAGCAUCUCUCUGCCAAGGCUGUCCCUUGCCACCGAGCCAGGCUGAUCUCUGGCUCUCCUGCCUCUGCUAUCCUCCUGCUCAACAAAAGAAUAGAGUUUUCAUUCAGCAAAGCCCAUGGCUAAAACUGCCUUUAGUUUAUUUCCUCCCCUUAAAUAAAUAUAUAUAUAUACAGUAUUAAAUCAACAUUUAUGUGUGUGUAUAUAUAUUUAUCCAAUGCUCUCACAACAAACCUUUCUUUUGAAGAGGGCACACAGACCUGAGGUUUUUUUUUUUUCUUUUCCAGUAACUAAGUAUAAUAAGCACUGGUAUUUUUGUACAAAAAAGAGAAAAAUACAAAACAAAAGACUGACUAUUAUGUGGUAUGCAUGACAUUAAAACAAACAAAAAAAAAAUGGUGGUUUCAAAGCAAUAUGUACCCUGGUGUGUUUGCCAUAUCCUAGAGUCCAGCUUAAAGUGCACCUGAUCUGUAUUGCAUUUUGAUAUUAAUCUCUAUGUACAAUGUUUUGCAUGUAAUUUAUAUGGUUCUUGGGAGAAAAAAACAAAAUUGAAUGAAUUGUCAGUUGGUGGCUUCUGAGACAACAGACUCCAAGCAGAGAUAACACUCCAAGUGGAAGCAAAAGAGUGGUUGAGGGGUGGGAAAAGGGGGUACAUAUAGAAAUAUGAAGCGUGCUGGGGGUGGGGGAGACGGGUCCUGGUUUUGAAUCAAUAAAGCUUUGGCUGUUGAGCA